AUGUCUUCAUCUUCAAGUCAAACAACUCCUCCAGGCUCAUCAGAGGCCCCCAGCGGAAGUAACUUUCCACCACCCUACGAGUCAGCUAAACUGUCUCACGAUCCUAUCCCAGAGCCAGCGAAAGUCAUCAUCGCCGAGCCAUUUGGAGUCAUCAUCGAGCCCGCAACGCCUGUACUCGCAAGGCCUGUACUACUACAAAACCCAAGACAUCGCCAACCUCAUCACCCGCAGGAGGAAGAGACGUCCCGGGCAGGGUGCGCAUCUCUUUCCUGUUGUCUUUUCAUUCUCUGCGACCUCUUUAUCGCUAUCCUUCUCCUCUGUUUGUUCGCGGGUAAACCCAAAUCACCGUGA
Messenger RNA from Fusarium fujikuroi IMI 58289, 351 nucleotides. RefSeq lists its product as uncharacterized. Lineage: Eukaryota; Fungi; Ascomycota; Sordariomycetes; Hypocreales; Nectriaceae. The record is from RefSeq and is a predicted model, not a curated record. The transcript has a single exon. The coding region runs from base 1 to 351 and encodes 116 amino acids.